Ogataea angusta is the source of this 573-nucleotide messenger RNA. RefSeq lists its product as uncharacterized. The transcript has a single exon. The coding region runs from base 1 to 573 and encodes 190 amino acids. Gene Ontology annotation, molecular function: DNA binding. Lineage: Eukaryota; Fungi; Ascomycota; Pichiomycetes; Pichiales; Pichiaceae. The record is from RefSeq and is a predicted model, not a curated record. Gene Ontology annotation, biological process: DNA replication checkpoint signaling; replication fork arrest; replication fork processing. Gene Ontology annotation, cellular component: replication fork protection complex; nucleus.
AUGUCCCUCACAAACGAAGAGUUACUGGGAUUGCACCACCAGGACGAGCCCGAGCUGCCGAAAAAACGGCGCACGGUGCACAAGCUGACCGACGAGCUGCUUCUGGGGCCGCGCGGCCUGCCUGCGCUGCACAGAUCGCUCAAAAAGUACAGGUUCCACCACAAACGCGCCGCAGACAGACGACGCGACGAGUACACGAGAUCGCACCAUUUCGACAACCUCACGCGUCUGCUGCACAUCUACCAGUCCUGGGGCCACGACAUCUACCCGCAGUACAAGUUCAGGGACUUCAUCCCGGUGCUGAGCCGCGCCAUGGGCAGCACGGAGGUGCGCAACUACAAGCGGCAGCUGAUGAGGGGGGAGACGGGGCACGCCCAGCAGGAGCAGAAUCAGGAUCGGGAUCAGGAUCAGGAGCCGGAGCAGGAUCCUCUGCCCGGCGGCGAGCUGUUUGUGUCGGACGACGAGCUGUACACGCCGAUCGGGCAGGCUGGGGGGCAGUUGCCCGGCCACGCCGGCGAGCACAGCGGCCCGUCCGCGGAGGAGCUGGAGCUGGCGCGCGAGUUUGGGUUCUAG